AUGAGCGAACAAUGUGUUCUAAUACCGGGAGAAUUUGGCGUGUUCGUGCAGGUCUUCAUCGGGUGUGUGUCCGUAAGCAUAUUAAUAACCAAGUUCCUCUUCGAGAAACCAAGAAGAACCUUCAUCAAAUUUUUGACGGACGUAAUUGUUAUCAUAUGUGGAUCAGUAACAUUACACAUAACAAACAUAUUUUCAUGCAUGUUCAUAUUCCGAUACCACUUGCUGUCCUAUCUGUACAAAAUUGAAAUGGAUGAGUGCUCCAUUUAUUUUAUUCAGAUCAUACUUGAUGCUUCAUUGGGUCUAUAUGUAGAAUAUAAAUUAUUCGCAUUUUUUAAGUUACUAAAAUUUAAAAAAGAGUACCUGCACAACAACUCUAUGUCCUCUAUAUACAAGCCGACUGAUGCUCUCUCUCAUUAUUCUUCCUUUGUCAAUUUUGCCAAUAGUAAUGACGAACACAAAGGGAAAAAUGACAAAACUGAGGACACUUCAAGAACAACAAAAAAAGGGCACACUGGUCCGAGUUCCACCACAUCAAAUGUGAAGAGUGCAAUGCCCAAAAAGGACAAUGUUCAUACAUUGAGCUCAAAUGAAACCACUGGCAUAUCUUGCCCCAAUGAAACUCCAAAAAAUGGUUCAAACAAUUUGGAUAUGACCAAAGAUAGUAACACGGGCACCACGGAAAAUGCCCUACACAAUGUGGACGGGGGUAAAAAUGUGGAAAAGCAUCUCGCGCCCAAGGCAGGCGCUACAACCGGGGAAGUGAAGAUCCAGGGGACUAACAAGACGAAGGGAAAAAAUGAAAUAGGCUCAAUGAACGAGACCACCCCUAAAAAAGCACACACGGAGGAAGCAAACAAACACGAAAAGCGAGGAGAACAUGCCAACCUGAACCCUGUAACAGACGUACAGAAAGAACAAAGCACUUAUGACGACUGCAGCCAAUACAAACAGUAUAAAAAAUACUACAAUAAUAAUUGCGAAGACUACAAAAAUGAGCUAAAAUUACUCACGAAAGAAACUCCUAAUGAUGACGUCUGCAUUCAGUUAAAUGAAGGAAGUGAUCACGAUAAAGAAAAUAAACCUACAUACGACAAGGAACAUUCAGAAAUUUACAAAAAAAUCGACGACAAUUAUAUGGAUAUGGAUUUGUUUCAAAAUAUUUUCAUCUGGGUCUCUGUAGUCCUAACAGCUAAGUUUAUAUCUUUGCUCUUUUUUUUCUUCCUGUCUCCAAUGUUUAACGUUUUAGUCGUGGGAACCAUAGCCCACAUCAGCAAUAUGAGAUACAGGCUACUCGUAGUGAUGAUCAUCGUACCCUUCUUUUUCAACUUUAUAAUGUACUUCUACAUGGAUAGCAUAGUCAAGACGAAGUACACGUCCACGAGUGCAAGCACCGAUAAAAUUUAG
Messenger RNA from Plasmodium fragile, 1404 nucleotides. RefSeq lists its product as uncharacterized. Bases 1 to 1404 code for a protein of 467 amino acids. The transcript has a single exon. The record is from RefSeq and is a predicted model, not a curated record. NCBI's taxonomy places the organism in Eukaryota, Apicomplexa, Aconoidasida, Haemosporida, Plasmodiidae. Gene Ontology annotation, cellular component: membrane.